AUGCUUACCAUUCUGGAAUUGCGACUCAGUCACACCAGCUCCCAUGGCAGCAGUACUACUCACACCACCGGAAACAAGCUUCACAAUGCUGUCAAUGUACUCGGCACCAGACCACUUUUGGUGCUUCACAACCUCGACACCAUCGUCAAUCUCUCUGGCUUGCACGUUCUGGCCGUAAGCCUUCAUACCGAUCUUGGAGUAGUCCCGAGAGAAGUUGUCCACAGCCAACGCAGUGGUGUGCAGACCAGCAAGAGUGAUGAACUGCCAGAUGUAGCCGAGAUCAGCAAGUCUCUUGAUGUAGGUCUCCUGGUCAGAUGGAGACAUAGCAGCGUUCCAGUUGAAGGAUGGAGAAAGGUUGUAUGCCAACCACUUCUCAGGGUACUUAGCCAAGACACCCUCGGCAAACUCCUUGGCUUGCUCGUAGAUUGGAAGCUUGGACUCCAUCCACAGCAUGUCGGCGUAUGGAGCGUAAGCUCUGGCACGGUUCACGGCACACUGGGUGCCUCCUUGGUAUCUGUAGUAACCUUCUCUGACUCUUGGAGCGUCCCAGUCAAAGAACACGUCUUUUCCAAGAAUAGACUUGGCAAUCUCCUUAGCAGCCUUGUGGGAGUGGCCGCUCAAUGGUGUCACGGUGGUGGUGAACUUCUUGAUGGCACCCUCCUUGUCCUUGAGGUCAGAGGCCUUGAUGGCGUCGACAACGGCCUCGUGGAACAGCUUCACACCGGCCUUUUCAAUCCAUUCUUUCUCAACAGUCUCCAACUGGGAGCCGUAAGCACCCUCGAGCUCGGCCUCGUUCAUCACGUCAACCAAUGGCUCGACGUCUGGGUUGGUCGCUCCAAGAACAAAGUAGUGGUCUCUGGAGUCGAUCGUGGAGGUGAUCAAGGUGGCAGCCUCGGAGUCGGUUCUGGCAACACACAAAAGGUCGGAACCAAAGAUAUCAGCAGAAGUACGGAUAGCAAUCAAUCUGUUGAUGUGUUCUUGGAUAGGAACAAGCACCUUACCGGCCAUGUGUCCACACUUCUUGGUUCCAGCGGCCUGGUCCUCAAUGUGGAUUCCUGCGGCUCCGUUCUCAAUGAACAUCUUGGUGAGCUUCACAAUGGCAGUGGUACCUCCGUGUCCAGUAUCAGCAUCGGCAAUGAUUGGUCUGAGAAAGUCAAUGUAUGGCAAUUUGGCACGCUCCUCCUUGGACAACGAAAAUCUCUCGUGUCUUUGCUUUCUGUCGUGGAAAAGCUGGGCAUAGAACAAGUGUUGCACCUUGUUUGGAACAGUGUCCAUAGGGUAGUCUGCAAGGUCUGGAGAUGGCUCGUUAGAGGUCGAGGCGGUGGACGAGGAUUGCCAUCCAGAAACGUAGAUGGUGUCCAGGUACUUGGCCAUCUGGGUCACGUGAAUUGGAUCAAGAGCACCAAAAGUGAAAGAAACAGUCUUGUUCUUGUGGUGUUCCUCCAACAACUUGAAGGCCUUCUUGGCCAUGGCGUCCGAAGCGUUAGGGUUUUUCAAAGUGGACCGUCUCUUGGCGAUCUCCUCUGCUGGGUAGACUCUCUUCACGCCUUUCCAACGAGGCUCUGCCCACCAUUUCUCGAUAGCUUGCACUUCCUUUUGGAAGUCGAGUUCUUCUUGGUCAAUGUCGAUCUUUGUGUAAACCAUUCUUAA
Messenger RNA from Ogataea philodendri, 1650 nucleotides. RefSeq lists its product as uncharacterized. Bases 1 to 1650 code for a protein of 549 amino acids. The transcript has a single exon. The record is from RefSeq and is a predicted model, not a curated record. Lineage: Eukaryota; Fungi; Ascomycota; Pichiomycetes; Pichiales; Pichiaceae.